GUUCCUGACGCUGACGACAAGGUUUCUGACGCUGAGGACAAGGUUCCUGACGCUGAGGAUAAGGUUCACGACGCUGAUGACAAGGCUCCUCAAGCUGAGGACAAGGUUCCUGACGCUGAGGACAAGGUUCCUGACGCUGAGGACAAGGUUUCUGACGCUGAGGACAAGGUUCCUGACGCUAAGAACAAGGUUCCUGACGCUGAGGACAAGGUUCCUGACGCUGAUGACAAGGCCCCUGAAGCUGAGGACAAGGUUCCUAACGCUGAGGACAAGGUUCCUGACGCUGAGAGCAAGGUUCCUGACGCUGAAGACUAGGGUCCUGACGCUGAAGACAAGGGUCCUGACGCUGUGGAUAAGGUUCCUGACGCUGAGGAUAAGGUUCCUGACGCUGAGGACAGGGUUCCUGACGCUGAGGCAAGGUUCCUGACGCUGAGGACAAGGUUCGUGACUAUGAAAACAAGGGUCCUGACGCUGAGGACAAGGUUCCUGACGCUGAGACAGGGUUCCCGACGCUGAGGACAAGGUUCGUGACGCUGAGGACAAGGUUCUUGACGCUGAGGACAAGGUUCCUGACGCUGAGGACAAGGCUCCUGACGCUGAGGACAAUGUUUCUGACGCUGACGACAGGGUUCCUGACGCUGAGGACAAGGUUCCUGACGCUGAGGACAAGGUUCCUCACGCUGAGGACAAGGUUCCUCACGCUGAGGGCAAGGUUCCUCACGCUGAGGACAAGGUUCCUCACGCUGAGGACAAGGUUCCUCACGCUGAGAACAAGGUUCCUCACGCUGAGGACAGGGUUCCUGACGCUGAGGACAAGGUUCCUGACGCUGAGGACAAGGUUCCUGACGCCGAUGUCAAGGUUCCUAACGCUGAGGACAAGGUUCCUGACGCUGAGGACAAUGUUCCUGACGCCGAGGACAAGGUUCCUCACGCCGAGGGACAAGGUUCCUCACGCUGA
This is a messenger RNA of Paramuricea clavata, 958 nucleotides long. NCBI's taxonomy places the organism in Eukaryota, Metazoa, Cnidaria, Anthozoa, Malacalcyonacea, Plexauridae. The record is from the annotation of a GenBank genome assembly.